Molecule: messenger RNA, 543 nt
Organism: Suillus bovinus
Lineage: Eukaryota; Fungi; Basidiomycota; Agaricomycetes; Boletales; Suillaceae
Exons: 2
Coding region: 1-543 (180 amino acids)
Source: RefSeq, a predicted model, not a curated record
AUGUCCUCUCUAAACGGGGCAUACGACCAGAACCUACUUCAUGAAGCUCCCGCAGCCACGAGGGCACAGAGGCAGGAAGGUUACAACGUCGAUUUACUCGAUGACCGUCCCACACGCCCCACAUCCACUCAACCACUCACUCUUCCACAACCAAUUCCUAGCGAUACAGACGUUGAAAGCAGCUCGUUGACACAGGAAAAGAUUGUUCCUGAACCUGCACAUGCCUCGCGUCCUGCCCAAUCCUUUUGGCGGACUCGUAAUGGCAAAAUCACCAUCUUCGUUAUUGCCAUCGUCAUUAUCGGUGCUAUAGUCGGUGGCGCCGUCGGUGGGACUGUCGGGAAAAUCAGCUCAAAUAACAACGCCCCUGCAAAGAAUGGCCCAACCUCGAGCACUUCUACGUUCUCGUCUGGUGAGACAACCUCAAUUCCUACGACAGCGACUAGCACUGGCACCGAAGUUGCACAAACCACUCCGCCCGGCCAGUCAUUUGCAAGUAGUACUACAGAGGCGGCACGCACCAGCCCGUCAGCGGCACCCACUUAG